CCUGGGAGACGGCGGCUGCAUGGCGAUGACCUCGGUGCCGCGUGCCAAGAUAGUGCCGCGCCUCCCCUUCUCUUAGGGAAUCCCAGCGCUGGAGGUGACCUAGUGCCUGCUCCACUCACGAGACGGCGCUGCGGGAGGCGGGAGUUCCGGAAAUGUUACGUGAUUCGGGGCCAGGACCCUAAUGGACACGCGGGUCGCAGGAGGAGACGCAGAAGAGGUGGGAGUCGCGCCAGAACCCGAGCGCCGCCGACCUGGGCAAGCUAUAAAGGGAGCCGAGGUGGAAACCGGCCAGUGUGCAAGAGAGUCUCGGUUGAUGAGCAUCUCUCUGUCUGUCGUUCUUGUCGCAUCUGUUGGAGUCUGACUAAGUGCACCAUGAGGCGCCUCCUGCUGGUGGCGAUGGUGGUGGCGGCGGCGGUGGGCGCUGCGCAGAAGAGAAAUAACUGGUCCUGGGGAGCUGACGGCGAGGACCCCAAGCCCGCUGACACCAACUCCGAUGAGUCCAAGAAAAGGUCCAUCACCGGCUUCGGUGUAGUGGAUCCUCCUGUCUUCCCCGGCGGCCCAGCACCUGGCCCAGGCUUUGCUCACGCCCCCGGCCCUGCCCUCACCCACGCCCCAGGCCCUGCCUUCACCCAUAUUCCUGGUCCUGCCCUCACUCACGCUCCUGGUCCUGCCCACCCCCUUGGCCAUCCUGGUGGCCCUCAUGUAGUCCACGUGGACGGUCCUACCCCUACUCACGGCCCCGUGGAGCCUUUGGUGACAGGCCACCAGCUGCGCGGCGAGGACCGCAGCGUGGUGGCGGGGCCCGGGGACGGCAAGUCUGAGGCGAGGUUCCUGGGCAUCAAAGACAAGCUGUGUGAAUUUGGCCUUGCUUAUGAUUGCCACAAAGGGAAGGGCUACAAGGGGUACGGCUACAGCCACCACGACAUCUCCUACGUGCAGCCCGUGCAGGUGGUGGCCGUCGGGGGCCCCAUCGCCGCCGUGCCCGUGGCUCACAAAGGCUACGCCCACAAGGGGAAAGGCUAUGGCGUGCCCGUUAGCUACCCCGCCGCCCCUCCUGUCUACCACGCCCCUGCCCAGCCUUCCUACGGCCCACCCCCGCCCCCAGCCUACCAUGCACCGAGCUACGACCACCACCACCACGAGGCCGGCGUGGUGAAUCACGUACACACGCACAAACACCUCUACAACUCCGGCCACGGGUACGGCGGAAGCUACGGCAAGGACAACUCCUUCGACAGCUCCUACUCCAUCGAUAAACAUGACGGCGGACCCAACCCCUUCAUCCCAGGCUCGCCCUUCAGCCCCGCCAGCAACACCUUUCCCUCCUCGCCCUUCCUCAACGACUGCGAGUGCGUGGCUGCUCAAUUCUGCGCCUUCGGGGACGUCAUUCCAAGAAGCAACGACCUCCUGCAGCACAUCACUGCGCGCAACAAGCGAACUGACACGCUCUCCAUUGACGGCGAGGAGGACGAGGCGGUGGCGGCGUCCGAGGGCAGCGAGGUGGCGGUGAAGAGCGAGACGGCAGAGGCAAGGAAGUCCAGGCGCAGGAGGGACACUGUGAUCUUCGAGGACAACAAGAGGCCUGAGCGAGACACGAUGGUGUUCAGGGAGACGUUUGGUGGCCCAGGCAUCAGAGGACUGCCCCACUCCAGCAGCCGCCAAGGGUUCCAAGGCGGCUCUUCACCGUUGCAGCUCGGGGCGCAUGGAGGGCCGUGUGGGUUUGGUCGGGUGUGCUGCCGCAACCCAGUCUUCCGUCAGCAGCGCGCCAUCAACACCUGCGGCAGAAGGUCAAACACGCUGGGUAACCUGGGCCGCGUCAAGACCAACCGCUUCGAGCAAGGCGACACAGAGUUCGGCGAGUACCCUUGGCACGGCGCGAUCUUGAGGCGCGACGCUGGAGAUAACGUGUAUGUGUGUGGCGGUGCGCUCAUUGACUCCCGCCACCUGUUGACCGCCGCCCACUGCAUCACCGGACUGUCGCCGAGUGAGCUGAAGGUGCGCCUGGGUGAGUGGGACGUCAGCGGCAAGACAGAGUUCUACAAGCACUUCGACACCAACGUGGCUGGCAUCUACUCUCACCCUGACUUCUACGCCGGCAACCUACAGAACGACGUGGCCGUGAUCAGGCUGCAGAGCGCCGUGGAUAUGGUGUCCAACCCACACAUCUCCCCGGUCUGCCUCCCGGAACGCCACACCUCCUACAAUAGCCAGCGGUGCUUCGUCUCCGGCUGGGGUAAAGAUGCCUUCGGGAAUCACGGCAACUUCCAGCACCUCCUGAAGGAAGUGGACCUGCCCGUCAUGGACCGCAGGACCUGCCAGUCCACCUUCCAGCGAACCAAACUCGGUAGCCAGUUCUCUCUUCACAGCGGCAUGAUCUGCGCCGGCGGGGAGGAGGGCAAGGACGCCUGUGAGGGUGACGGGGGCAGCCCACUGGUGUGUCAGGGGCCGGGCGGGUCUGUGGAGCUGGCGGGGCUGGUGUCGUGGGGCCUGGGUUGCGGCGAGCGAGGCAUUCCUGGAGUGUACACCAACGUGCCUUACUACAUCGACUGGAUCCGCUCCAUCACCAAGUCCUAGACAGCUUCAGUCACGCCGCCAUGAGAGAGGAGCUGGGUUAGUGGUGGUUAGCGUCACUUCCAUCAUGUUAGCUCUCUCUCUUCGGACACCCAGUAGUAGUAAUAGUAGUAGUAGUAGUAGUACUAGUAGUAGUAGUAGUAAUAGUAGUAGUUGUUGUAGAUAGGAGUUGAUAAGGUAUUUGUUGAAUCAGGUGAGAUAUAGUUAUUUUCAUACAUGCAUUGGACUGCUGUGUGUGUGUGUGUGUGUGUGUGUGUGUGUGUGUGUGUGUGUGUGUGUGUGUGUGUGUGUGUGUGUGUGAGAUGACGCAAGCAAGUGAGCACACGGUCAGUCUUUUAGCCUUAUUUAUUCUGUAUACCACAUGUUUCGUUCAGUUUUCACACUUAAUCUUGUAUAGAAGUGAACCUUUCUAAAAACUGCUCCUGUAUUCCACGUGACGCUCGCAAAGUCUGUACAUUUCCCGCUAGUUUACUUGAAGCACGUGUUACAAACCUUACCACACACACCAUUACUGUCGUUGUCUGUUGAUUGGGUGUCAGUGUAGUCUAGUGAACCAAAGCCUUACAAAUUAGACAUGCAUGAUAUGAUUUUUUUAUACCAAUCUGUUAUAUUUUUUGUUGUAUUUAAUUUGUCAGUCAUCUUUCUCUACUGGUUAGGGAGGAUUGACUGCAGUUCCUCACUAUUAAUCCUGAGCGCAGCAUGGUCUGUGUAUACCGAGCCUGGUUUGUUCCCUUCACCUUUAACUUAUUGUGUAAAUUACUCGCAAACUCAUCUCAUCUGUUCCUCUGUGCUAUUAAGUAAAGGAACAUAACACGUCUUGUAAUACGCCGUUCAAAAUCGUGUCGUGUCGCAUCACUUUUUAAUUUCGUUGUGUCUCGUUCGCAUCAAGCAGAGUUAGAAAAGGAUUACUAACACCUAUUUUUUUUUUUUCUUUUUUGUUCAACACGUCCUUCCUGUGACCAAACUUCGUGCGAGGAUGUAAGUUAUGGUGUUGUAAAUAAAGUUAACAAGAUGUGGAUA
This is a messenger RNA of Portunus trituberculatus (swimming crab), 3591 nucleotides long. RefSeq lists its product as uncharacterized. Bases 373 to 2574 code for a protein of 733 amino acids. The record is from RefSeq and is a predicted model, not a curated record. Gene Ontology annotation, molecular function: serine-type endopeptidase activity. Lineage: Eukaryota; Metazoa; Arthropoda; Malacostraca; Decapoda; Portunidae. Gene Ontology annotation, biological process: proteolysis. The transcript is spliced from 8 exons.